UGGCUGACAAGACUAAUGUCCCUGUAAUAUAUUAACACACAAUGUGCCCAAUUAUAAUGAAAACACCGACUCAAGAGAUAAAAUGGAUAGAGUUGCAGGAAGAAAAUUUUGUAAAAUCCGUUCGAAACUUUAUAAAUCUCGCUCCUGCUUCCUCAAUUUCGUUUACUUCUUGUCAUUUUCUUUCUUAGGGUUCUUGGCAGUCAAGGUCUCUAAUCCAAGAACCACUUCACGUCCUCAUGACUUGGACAUCUUCUUCACUUCUGUCUCUGCCAUCACCGUCUCUUCCAUGUCCACCGUCGACAUGGAAGUCUUCUCCAACACCCAACUUAUCAUCAUCACUAUACUCAUGUUUAUCGGUGGCCCGAUCUUCACCUCCUUUCUCAAUAUCUACCUGUCCCAUUUCACUAAAUUCGUCUUCCCUCAUAGCAAGAUUAAACACCUUAUCGGCUCUUUCAAGGCAGAUCAUACCAUCGAGGAUCUCCGUCUUGACCAAGAAAAUAUUACUGAUCGUCACGAGAUUCCUAGCCAGACCAAUGAAAAGGCGUCUAAGUGUUUGUACUUGGUGGUUAUUGGCUACCAUCUUGUAACAAACAUAGCUGGCUCUAUGUUGCUUCUUGUGUACGUAAGCUUUGUUAAAACGGCAAGAGAUGUUCUUCGUUCCAAAGAAAUAUCAGCUCUCACCUUCUCUAUCUUCACAACUGUAUCGACUUUCGCAACUUGCGGAUUUGUUCCCACGAAUGAGAACAUGAUCAUCUUUCGCAAGAACUCGGGUCUCCUCUGGCUCUUAAUCCCUCUAGUAUUGAUGGGGAACACUUUGUUCCCUUGCUUCUUGCGGUUGCUAAUAUGGGGAUUAAGUAAGACCACAAAACGUGAGGAGUUUGGUUAUAUUCUCAAGAAUCGCAAGAAGAUGGGAUACUCUCAUCUACUCUCCGUUCGUCUUUGUGUUUUCCUAGGGUUGACGGUGUUAGGGUUUAUUUUGAUACAACUUUUUCUCUUCUGCACCUUUUCUUGGAGCUCGGAGUCUCUUGCAGGAAUGAAUUGGUAUGAGAAGUUGGUUGGAUCGCUGUUUCAAGUGGUAAACUCGAGACAUACUGGAGAAACAAUUGUCGACCUAUCCACACUUUCCCCGGCUAUUUUGAUACUAUUCAUCCUUAUGAUGUACCUUCCCCCAUACACUUUAUUUAUGCCGUUCACCAUGAAAAAGAAGAAUAAAAAAGAGGAAGAAAAUGAUUCCGGAUAUAAAAAGGGAGGAAAGAAGAGUGGGCUCCUUGUGUCACAACUUUCCUUUUUGGUGAUAUGCAUCUUUCUCAUUUCUAUCACCGAAAGGCAAAAACUACGACGAGAUCCACUCAACUUCAACGUUCUUAACAUCACUCUUGAAGUUGUCAGCUAGCAAGAAUAGCCCACAUUUAUACGAGAGGAGAUUAGAGAGAGAGAGAGGAGAGAGAGAACAGCUUACCUUCGUUGUUCUUCUGAUGACCGCCGCCGUCACCGGCGUUUCCUCACCGGAACCGCCAGACCCUCCAGACCUAACUUCAACAUUUACAAUCCCUUCCACUUCUGUUUGCGUCCUUGUCCUUACUCUCACCAUUUCAGAUCUAGAUCUAAAAAUUCAAACUUUUAGAGAGAUAGAUUUGAGCAGCCAGAUCUUCAAAGAGACUUUUCUUCUAAAAGAUUUUGGUUUGGUGAUUCUUAUUGUCGUGUUCAUACGACCCCUUACUGCAGUAGGCAGAUCUGUCUCCAUCACCCCUUAUCCUGAAGCUCACCCUUCUCUCAUUUUCACCAUGUCUCCCACCAUCGGAUUUCGUUCACCGCCAUCACUGGAACCAUUAAUCCUUCUACUGGAUACAUCCCUGCAGGUUAUAGAUUUGAAACUUUCUGUCUCUAUCUUGCUUGCUUCGAUGAUGUCCUUUGAGUGUUCUCUCGUGCCUUGUUACGGCGCGCUCGCCUCUGUGCGAUUCUCUGCAGUAUGCAGUCUAGUUUCUGGUUUCACACCAUUAAAUGAUAGUUUAAAGUUUCUUCCUCAUCGCUUGUGGUAGAUUCGUAAGGAAACACUUGUGGUUUCUAUCUUUUCAGUGUUUCUGGAUUGUUUAUCCUUUGUGAAGUAUGAUUGCCUCCCAUAUGUUCCAUUCGGUUUGAGUGGUUCUGUUGCCGGGAGUAGUGUGCCCAAGAUUAUGUAUGCUUCCAUGUUUGUUUUGUUCAAAGGCUCAUCCAUUUGGUGCUUUGUCGCUUCUGCUUGUGAUGCCGAACUUCUGAUUGUUAAAGCUGCUUAUGUUGCGGUUUCAAUCCCGGGCGUUAGACCAGUACUUUUGCUCUCUAAUUCCCAAAGCUUCAUUUCACUUUUUAGCACGAUUGGCGUUGAGUUUCGAGGACUGCUCAGCGACAUUAUGUGUUGUUUAUGUGUUAUGUUUGCUCCUAUCUUAUGGUGUUAUAUCUCAUUGCUUUGCUUUGCUAUGGUAGCAUCAGAUGUUUUAGCCGGUUUGGCUUUGUUAUUGCUUGAUGUAAACAAUUUCUCCAGCAAUGGGGACUAAUGAUUUAUAAAGCGUUUGUUUGAUCAAAAAAAAGAAUAGCCCACAUUUUUUGUUACAAAAAGGCCCACAAUAGUUAAGAGCAAUACAAUUGACUAUAAAUGCACCUUUCAAGUUCUAAAUGAUAAUGAGUCUAUGAAGUAGCUUAGGCAUAGUCAUGGUCAACCGACAGAUCUGUGAGACUGAUAAAAAGAGUAACACCAUCAUAUUUUUGUUGAUAUUCCGUCCUUAUGAAAGACACACUCAUAUACUAAACUUCAAGGUUAGUUCAUUUCAUGAAAACUAUACUUAUUAGUGAAACUAA
Messenger RNA from Brassica napus (rape), 2832 nucleotides. RefSeq names its product sodium transporter HKT1-like. Gene Ontology annotation, cellular component: plasma membrane. Bases 83 to 1393 code for a protein of 436 amino acids. The transcript is spliced from 3 exons. Gene Ontology annotation, biological process: monoatomic cation transport; transmembrane transport. The record is from RefSeq and is a predicted model, not a curated record. Lineage: Eukaryota; Viridiplantae; Streptophyta; Magnoliopsida; Brassicales; Brassicaceae. Gene Ontology annotation, molecular function: sodium ion transmembrane transporter activity.